Diabrotica balteata is the source of this 783-nucleotide messenger RNA. Lineage: Eukaryota; Metazoa; Arthropoda; Insecta; Coleoptera; Chrysomelidae. The record is from the annotation of a GenBank genome assembly.
AUGGCCGACGAAGUCGCUGAAAAUGGUCACGCAGAAAAUGGAGAUGUGCCAGAAAUCGAGCUUAUCAUUAGGGCCUCAACAAUAGACGGCAGACGUAAAGGGGCGUGCCUGUUCUGUCAGGAAUACUUUAUGGAGUUGUACUUAUUGGCCGAACUGAAAACCAUUAGUCUGAAGGUCACGACAGUAGAUAUGCAGAAACCUCCUCCUGACUUCCGUACGAAUUUCGAAGCGACACCACCUCCGAUCCUGAUAGACAGAGGUAUGGCCAUCCUGGAAAACGAGAAAAUCGAAAGACAUAUCAUGAAGAACGUACCAGGAGGUCAUAAUUUAUUUGUACAGGACAAAGAAGUAGCAACAUUGAUCGAAAAUCUCUACACAAAGUUCAAAAUGUACGUAAGAAAGUUUGAAUCGCCUGACACCACAGAAAAUAGACAACCUCUAUUGUCGCAUUUGGAGAGGAUCAACGACUUCAUGGCAAAGAGAGGAACGAGAUUUUUAACCGGUGACACUAUGUCAUGUUUUGACUGUGAAUUGAUGCCUAGACUGCAACAUAUCCGCAUAGGAGCCAAAGCCUUCCGCAAAUUCGAGAUCCCCUCUACAUUUAAAGCUUUGUGGAACUACAUGUCAAACAUGUACGAACUCGAAGCAUUCGUCCAGAGUUGCCCGGCCGAUCAAGAUAUCAUCAGUCAUAUCAAAAACCAAUUGGGCCUUAAAACAACCGCGCGGAUAGAAUUGGAAACGCCUGUAUACACAACAGCCAUUCCGGUGCUAUCUGAAUCGUAA